GUCGCACAGCUUCCUAAAUAUGCCGAACCGUGCGCCAAUUGAAAAAGCUGUCUCGACCGCACGUUUCUUCCACGUAGAGCUGAUGGAAAGGUAGGUUGCUGCCAAAGAUCAAUCAAUCUCAUCAGUUAUAACUGAGAACUGCAGGUAUCUGUGGUUCAUUUUGUGUGCAUUACUAGCGAGCUACUACUAGAAAAGAGAAAGAAAGAUGCCGACGUUGGCUGUGGAAAAGGAUAUCUUUUUUGCCCAUUUGGGUAGAACGUACACGGAGGAAGCGUUCGAUGAGCUGUGUUUCGAAUUUGGAGUGGAAUUGGAUGAGGUUACCAGCGAACGAGAAGAAGCACAAAAGUCUGCCACCGUCAAGUUGACCAAGGAUCAGAUUGCCAGCUUGAGUGACAAGGAAAUCUACAAGAUUGAUGUCCCCGCCAAUCGCUAUGACUUGUUGUGUGUGGAGGGUAUGAGCCGUGCGCUCAAGAUUUUCUUGGGGGACAUGGAAGCUCCCGUGUAUCAAAUUGUGGGAGAACCCAGCGAAGCCACUGCCAUGACAGUCAUGAAGACCAACACGGACAAGAUUCGUCCCUUUGUGGUUUGUGCCAUUCUGAGGGAUGUCACCUUUGACAAGGAGCGGUACGAUUCCUUCAUGGACUUGCAAGAUCAAUUGCAUCGCAAUCUUUGUCGACAACGGACUCUGGUCGCCAUUGGAACGCACGAUUUGGAUUCCAUCAAGCCACCCUUCAAGUACGAUGCCAGAGAUCCCACACAAAUUUCCUUUGUCCCCUUGACACCCGAUGACCAAACUUUCACCGCCAAGGAUCUCAUGACACACUACGAGACUGUGCCAACCUGCAAACACUUGAAACCAUACGUUCCCAUUAUCAAGGAUUCACCCGUCUACCCUGUCAUUAUGGAUUCCGAAGAGACCGUCAUGUCGUUGCCACCCAUUAUCAAUGGUUCCAAAUCCAAAAUUACCUUGGAUACCAAAAAUGUCUUUAUCGAGUGCACUGCCACUGACAUUACCAAGGCAAACAUUGUCCUCGAUACCGUCGUGACCAUGUUCAGUGAGUACUGUGCCAAACCUUUCACGGUCGAACCUGUCACGGUCAACUAUCAGGACGAAUCGGGAGCUAUUGUGGACUCCCAUGUCACGCCACUUCUCUACACGCGUCAAGAACAGGCCAAGGUAGAUUUCUGCAAUUCCCUGAUUGGCAUUAGCAUUACUGCGGAAGAAAUGAAAAACCUGUGCAACAAGGUUCAACUAGGACCCGCCAAGUUGUUGGACAAUGAUACUACUUUGGAAGUCACUGUACCUCCCACACGCAGUGAUAUCCUGCAUCCCGUCGAUAUUGCCGAAGAUAUUGGAAUUGCCUUUGGCUACAACAACAUUGUCAAGAAGGUUCCCGCCACCUGCACGGUCGGCGGAGAAUUCCCUCUCAAUCUGUUGGGGGAUUUGUUGCGAGACGAAAUUGGACGUGCUGGAUACACGGAAGUUUUGACACAUGGUUUGUGCAGCACUCAUGAUAACUUUACGGCUCUUCGAAGACCCGUCACUGCCGCUGUCAGUUUGUCCAAUCCGGCCAACAAGGAUUACCAAGUGGUUCGAACAACGCUCCUGCCGGGACUCCUCAUGACGGUGCAACACAACAAGAGCGCCAGUUUCACUGCCGGAUUUAAAUUGUUUGAAAUCAGUGAUGUGGUCUUGCCGGAUAGUGAGCAUGUCAUCACGGAGACCAUUGUCGGUGCCAAGAAUGCGCGCCGCGUCUGUGCCGUUUAUGCCGGACCGACAUCAGGAUUCGAAAUCAUUCAUGGAUUGGUGGAUCGGAUCAUGACCUUGAGUGAAGUUGCACCGGAACCAGCGUACUGUGCCAGUGCCAAGAAGGAUGAAGGCAAGCACCGGGUCAGUCGAGAGGGUUGGCUCUAUACCAUUGCGCCACUGGAGGAAGGUGAUCCCGAAGCAGGAACCUAUUUCCCGGGACGUGCGGCUGCCAUCUUGUUGACCACUCCAGAAAAGAAGCAAACUCGCAUUGGGACCUUUGGAAUCUUGCACCCAGAGGUCUUGAACAACUUUGAUAUUCAGUAUCCUUCGUCGUGUGUGGAAUUGGACUUGGAAGCUUUGCUGUAAGAACGUGUGUAGACGCAUCAAGGUGUCCUCUGUACCUGCAGGAACUACCACCACCAAGUAAAGGGAAGCUCUUUUAUUUAAUACGAACUGGAUUGAUC
Molecule: messenger RNA, 2214 nt
Organism: Seminavis robusta
Lineage: Eukaryota; Bacillariophyta; Bacillariophyceae; Naviculales; Naviculaceae
Source: the annotation of a GenBank genome assembly